AUUCACUUGUUGAACAAUCUGACUUUACUAUCCAAAGUAAAACUCGCUAUGAUACUUUCUACAAAACUGAACUUAAUUCUCUUCUUACUUCUCUGGAUAUAAAAACACUCAUCAUUUCUGGUAUUAAAACAAAUUUAUGCUGUGAGACAACUGCCAGAAGUGCAUUCGAUAAGAAUUAUGAUAUUGUUUUUCUUAAGGAUACGACUGCUACGAAUACUAAAGAGAUGCAUAAGGCAAUUUUAUUGAAUAUCGGAUAUGGUUGGGGAAUAGUUACCACUGUUAAAAACACUAUUAAAUAG
Messenger RNA from Racocetra persica, 299 nucleotides. Lineage: Eukaryota; Fungi; Glomeromycota; Glomeromycetes; Diversisporales; Gigasporaceae. The record is from the annotation of a GenBank genome assembly.